GAGCUUGACUGAAACUGAAAGAUUAUUUUCGCUAUUAUUAUUCUUCCUCUCCUAAAUUUUCAUGAAACUAGCAAAAUUUAUUAAAAAUUAUACUGUAAUAAACAUUGGGUGAAAAUUCUGAGUUCAGAGGUGAGUUGAGAACGUACCAAAUUAAUUAUUUUAUUCGUGAGAUAGAAAAAUUUUGAGCCGUACUUCUUGGAAUAAUGCAGAACGAUGGGUAUAAGCUUUUGCCGAGUAUAGAUGGGUAUGUGCAAGUAAUAUUAAUGAAAAUUGACGGUAAAUCAUCAAUAAAAUAAUAAAAUCGUCCUUAAAUGGUGUUAUGGACAUUAUUACAGGAAAUUUUACGGCAAUAAGGACAACCGAAUACGAUUCGUGUGACGAAUAAUAAGAAGAGUCUCUAGAGGGGGUACACGAAAUGUUAUAAAACUGUGGCCACAAAUGACUAAAUAAAUAGUUAUUUUAUUUGUCUUGAUCAAUCAUCGUGGCAAUUUACUGAAUCGCUACUUAUUAAUAAACGAUAUCUCGUCUGUGAGUGCGUGAAUUAAGAACUAUGAGAGUGUUAGUUCGAGCUGAUACACACGUAACGUUUUCUUUGCCGGAUAACGAACCUAAACAAAAAUGUACUUGGUCUCAGUUGUUAACCGCGAUCGCGGUUUCUUGGGUUUCCAUGAUAAUCGGAUACUGUUCAGCUUAUACCUCCCCCGCCGCCAUAUCAUUGGAAAGGGACUUUGAUCUGGAUGCCACUAAAUUAUCGUGGAUUACCAGUUUGAUGCCACUGGGUGGUUUAGCUGGAGGAAUGGUUGGUGGUACUUUGAUAGAAAACUUAGGAAGAAAAUGGACCAUUUUGCUGACGGACAUUAUGUUUUUGGUCGCGUUCCUAACAAAUUUCCUGGCACAAGAUUAUGUGUACCUAUACAUUUGUAGAGUAUUAUCAGGACUGAGUGUCGGCAUACUGUCAUUGACACUUCCUGUUUAUUUAGCGGAGACAAUUCAACCGGAAGUACGCGGUACUUUAGGUUUAUUACCGACCGCCUUUGGCAACAUCGGUAUAUUGCUUUGCUACCUGUUCGGUACAUUUUACGAAUGGCAAGCACUAGCACUAGUAGGAGUCAUUCUUUCAGUACCGUUUGUGAUAGUAUUUUGGGUGAUAAGGGAGACCCCUAGGUUCCUAAUUUCGAGGGGUAAAGAGGAAGAAACGAAAGAGGCUUUGAAAUGGUUACGCGGUCCUUCUUCUGAUAUCGACAAAGAAUUUUACGAAUUGAAAAAGAGCCAAGAAGAUUCCGACGAAGAUAAGUUUAGCGUGACCGUAUUGUUUUCCAAGAACAACCUGAAACUUUUGGGAAUAAUGCUAGGAUUGAUGGGUUUCCAACAAUUUAGCGGCAUUAACGCUGUUAUUUUCAACACUACCAAAAUCUUUAAAGAAACCGGAUCCAAUAUGGACGAAGCUAUAUCGACCACCAUAGUUGGAAUCGUCAACUUCAUUUCAACAUUCAUCGCUGCCGUUUUGGUGGAUAGAUUGGGCCGCAAAAUCCUUCUCUACAUCUCGAGCGUUUCCAUGGUGCUAUCGUUAAGUGUCCUAGGAGUAUACUUCUUCCUUAAAGAUGCCAUCCAUUACGAUGUGAAACCGUUUGGUCUCUUGCCGCUGAUCAGUUUCAUCGUUUACGUUUUGGGAUUCUCUCUUGGAUUUGGACCAGUACCGUGGCUUAUGAUGGGUGAAAUUUUACCGGCUAAAAUCAGAGGUCCGGCGGCAUCCGUAGCUACAGCUUUUAAUUGGACGUGCACCUUUAUAGUAACCAAGAUAUUCUUGCUGUUAGCUAAUGCGAUCGGUUUCCAUUACACCUUCUGGAUCUUCGGAGGUGUGGUAGCAAUCGGGCUGGUGUUCGUUAUAGCCGUAGUGCCGGAAACCAGAGGUCAGAGUCUAGCGGAUAUCGAAAGAAAACUCGCCGGUAUGAAAGUGCGAAGGAUGAGUUCCGUAGCCAAUAUGAAGCCGAUGCCAUCUAGCUUUUAAACUAAAUCCUGACUGAAUUUUAUAGAACUUCAACCUGAAUCUCAGAUAGAAUUUGUUAAUUUUUAUGUAGUAUUUCUUCGGGGUCCAAAAGCAAAAGAUCUAAGGAAAUAUUUGUUAUAGAAGAAAACUUGUGAUAUUGUUGUUUGUAAUUCGUUGAGCUGUAAAAUUGCAUCUCACAAUUGCGCGUUCUAGAUGGACUUCCAAAGCAGGUGGACCCUUUCGUAGAAAAGUGUUGUUAAAUAGUGUAGCAAUAAUAGCUCAGUCGUGUAAUUUAAAUUAUAUUAAAAGACAAUUUAUUUAUUUUAAAUAUUUUUAUAUAUAUGAAAUAGAAGUAUUUUUUAUUUA
Molecule: messenger RNA, 2353 nt
Organism: Cylas formicarius (sweet potato weevil)
Lineage: Eukaryota; Metazoa; Arthropoda; Insecta; Coleoptera; Brentidae
Product: facilitated trehalose transporter Tret1-like
Exons: 3
Coding region: 551-2008 (485 amino acids)
Biological process (GO): carbohydrate transport; transmembrane transport
Cellular component (GO): membrane
Molecular function (GO): sugar transmembrane transporter activity
Source: RefSeq, a predicted model, not a curated record